This is a messenger RNA of Thelazia callipaeda (thelaziosis nematode), 486 nucleotides long. The record is from the annotation of a GenBank genome assembly. Lineage: Eukaryota; Metazoa; Nematoda; Chromadorea; Rhabditida; Thelaziidae.
AUGCAGUUUACACCAUCGCUUUCUAAAAGUUGCGCAAGAUUUCCUACAAAAAGAAAUUUGGCUAGAAAUGAUCGAAUACAGUUUAAGGAAUUUCUUCCGUUGAAAUCUACAAAUUUUAUUAUGAAUAAUUUCACGAAACCACGAGGUGAGACAUGUACAAAAGAGCUGCAAGCUCUUUUUGAAUGUUUGAAAAAGUGGGAAUAUGACAAUUUACCUUGCGAAGAUUUUAAUCGAGCUUAUAUUAGUUGUGUGGACAGAACUCGUCAAACCAAUAAGGAAAUUUUUGCAUCUGCAAAAAAGGGUCUUCUUGAUAGUAAUGCAGAUGAUAAGACGCCACUCACAAAAGAUCAGAUUAACUAUUUGAUGGCGAAGUAUCCACAGCCUCAGCUUGGUCAAUAUCCCUAUAAAGCUCUCAAAAGAUUGCCAAAUCAGUCAUACGCAGAUGACAUUUUUCACCGAAAGAAUAAAUACAAGAAAGCUAAUUAG